AUGAAAACUAAAAGAAAACAUCCAUCAAGCUCAACGUAUGAGAGAGGUAUGGCUGAAACACAAGUUUGUGGAAAUAAUUUAAAUAACGAAGCACCCAGAAAAAUCCUAACAGCUAUGUGGGACUUUGAACAGUGCGAUCCGAAGCGCUGCUCAGGUCGCAAAUUAGUUCGUUUAGGAAUUACGAAAUUGUUACGGAUGAACGAAAGCUUUGGAGGCAUUGUUCUUACACCUACUGCGACUUGUGUCUUAUCUCCUGACACUGAUCGCCAGUUGAUGUAUAGUGGUGGAAUUGCUGUAGUAGAUUGCUCUUGGGCUCAACUGGAGCAGACUGGAUUUAAAAAGUUGAAAUUUCAUCACGGACGUUUACUUCCACUUUUGAUUGCAUCUAAUCCAGUAAAAUACGGCAAACCGUUUCAAUUAUCAUGUGUUGAGGCUCUAGCUGCAAGUCUUUAUAUUCUUGGUGAACACAAUCAAGCAACUGAACUGUUAAAUAAGUUUUCUUGGGGUCAUCAAUUUUUAACAUUAAAUGACCAGCGAUUACAAUCUUACGCGAAAUGUUCUACUAGUAAAGAAAUUCUCUGUUUUCAAGAACGUUUUCUGGAUGAAAUAACGCGUGUAGAUAGUUCAAAUACAGAAUCAUAUGCUGAUAUUUAUGCUGAACUAGAUCAACAAAUUUCAGCUGAUUCUUCAAGUUCUGAGUGUUCUAGUUCAUCAGAGGAUUUCACGGAGCAAACAAUAAAAACCCACUCACCAACUGUUGAUAAUUCUGACCAACAUGAUUCCUCUAUAGUUGAAGGUGAAAAAAUAAACACAAUCAUCACUAAACAAAUCGAUACAUUGGUUAGUUCAUUUGAACGAACCAAACUUUUCACAGAAUGUGGCAAAAAUUGGGAUCGCUUCUACAAGCGUAAUGGUGUUCGAUUUUUCAAGGAUCGCCAUUGGACAACACGCGAGUUUACAGAAUUAUCAUCUUUACAUAACAGAACUCCAAGAUCUCUUCUUGAAGUCGGUUGUGGUGUUGGAAACUUCCUAGUCCCUUUAAUUGAAAGCAUGCUUUCCAUUUCAAAAGCAGGUAUAAAUAUUUCAGAGGAAUCUUGUGUUUCAGAAACAAACGGAAUUUCAAGGAUAUAUGCUUGCGAUAUUUCACAACGUGCUGUUGACAUAUUGAAUGAGCGUCUCAAAGAAUUUCCAGUUAAAUGUAAUGCCUUUGUUUGUGAUGUGACCAAACCCUAUUCUCUAAAAGCUGUUUUGUCCUCUUUGAAUUCAGUUAGUGAUCAAGAAUUCAACAAUACUGAACAUGGUGUUGAUCUAGUAACAUUAAUUUUUGUUCUAUCUGCACUAAACCCACAAGAAAUGCUCACAUGUCUUUGCAAUGUUACAAGCGUCCUUUCACCCGGCGGGCGAAUUUUGUUUCGUGAUUACGGUCAAUAUGAUCAUGCUCAAUUGAGAUUUGGUAGGGGAUCUCGUUUAUUUGCUGAUCGACCAUCUUACGUUAGACAAGAUGGAACACUGUCUUACUUUUUUACAAAAGCCGAACUAACUGAUUUAUUCUCAAAUGCUGGUUUGCUUGUACAUCGCCUUCAUUUUGUUCACAAAGAAACGAGAAACGCAGCUAAAGACCUGUGUGUGCAGCGUGUUUUUCUGCAGGCUGUUUGUGAGAGACCUGCUUCAUAG
Molecule: messenger RNA, 1674 nt
Organism: Schistosoma spindalis
Lineage: Eukaryota; Metazoa; Platyhelminthes; Trematoda; Strigeidida; Schistosomatidae
Source: the annotation of a GenBank genome assembly